AUGCUCAUACCACCACUUGCCCGCGCUGCCAGUCGGCCGGGCCUUCCACCCUCGAGCUUGGGCUUGCUCUUGCGCCCACAUCCUCUCUCCCACUCCGCUCGCGUCUUCACCUCCUCGCCCCUGCACAGGAAAGAUGUACACGGUCAACGGCCUGUACCAGGCUCGCAGCAAGUGCUGCAGGCUACCAAGGUCGCCAAACCUGCGACCGACCCCGCCAAAGCGAAGGCGAAGGUGGAGAAGUCGAUGGAUCCACUACUGGGGGAAAGGAACUUGAGCAACAAGGAACAGCGCAAGGCAGACUGGACCAUCAUAAAGGAGAUGACCAAAUAUCUAUGGCCCAAGGACAAUUAUGGCACGAGAUUCAGAGUUGGACUUAGUGUAGCUCUGCUACUGAGCGCAAAGCUGCUCAAUGUGCAAGUGCCCUUCUACUUCAAGAGCAUUGUGGACUCGAUGAACAUAGACUUUGCUGCUGUCGGAGGGACUGCGACUACUGUGGCGGGCUCCAUGAUCAUGGCAUAUGGCUUGACCAGAAUCGGCGCAACCGUCUCCCAAGAACUCCGUAAUGCCGUGUUUGCGAGUGUCGCACAGAAAGCCAUUCGCAAGGUAGCUUGCAGCGUAUACGAGCACUUGCUCCGGCUCGAUUUGAACUUCCACUUGACAAGGCAAACUGGAGGGUUGACACGAGCUAUCGAUCGUGGUACCAAGGGUAUCAGCUUCUUGUUGUCGUCUAUGGUCUUCCACAUAUUCCCUACAGCACUAGAGAUCUCGUUGGUCUGCGGAAUUUUGACCUACCAGUAUGGCUGGCAGUUCGCGCUAAUCACGAGCACCACGAUGGCGGCCUACGCGGCAUUCACUAUCCUGACUACUUCGUGGCGCACAAAGUUCAGGAAGCAGGCCAAUGCUGCAGACAACAAGGCUGCCACUGUCGCUGUCGACUCUCUGAUCAACUACGAAGCCGUGAAGUACUUCAACAACGAGAAGUACGAAGUCGGCCGCUACAACGCCGCCCUCACAGCGUACGAGAAAGCCUCAAUCAAAGUCGCUACCUCUCUUGCCUUCCUCAACACCGGCCAGAACAUCAUCUUCUCGUCUGCUUUGACCGCUAUGAUGUACCUUGCUUGCAACGGCGUUGCGCAAGGCACCAUGACCGUCGGUGACCUAGUAAUGGUGAACCAGCUGGUCUUCCAGCUCUCCGUCCCUCUGAACUUCCUCGGCUCCAUGUACCGCGAGCUACGCCAGUCGCUGUUGGACAUGGACACUUUGUUCAGCCUGCAAAAGACCAAUGUCGCUGUACAAGACAAGCCCGGCGCCAAACCCUUGCUCCUGACCAAGGGCGAAAUCAAAUUCGAAAACGUUUCCUUCGGAUACCGCCCCGACCGCCCCAUCCUCAAGAACCUGAACGUCACAAUCCCAGCAGGCAAGAAGAUCGCCGUCGUUGGUCCCUCCGGCUGCGGGAAAUCCACCAUCCUGCGCCUGCUCUUCAGAUACUACGACGCGCAGGAAGGUCGCAUUCUGAUCGAUGGUCAGGACAUCCGUGACGUAUCGCUCGAGAGCUUGCGCAAAGCGAUUGGCGUCGUCCCGCAGGAUACGCCUUUGUUCAACAAUACCAUCGGGCAUAAUAUCAAGUACGGCAAUAUGGAGGCGAGCGACGAGCAGAUCAUCCAAGCUGCAAAGCGUGCGCACGUGCAUGACACGAUCAGUUCGUUCCCUGAUGGGUACGACACCAUGGUCGGCGAGCGCGGAAUGAUGAUCAGUGGAGGCGAGAAGCAACGUCUCGCCGUCUCGCGACUCAUUCUGAAAGACCCUCCACUUUUGUUUUUCGACGAGGCGACAUCCGCACUCGACACACACACCGAGCAAGCCCUCCUCGCGCACAUCAACUCGCUCGUGCGUGAGAAGAAGCGUACCUCUGUCUUCAUCGCGCACCGACUGCGCACCAUCUACGACUCCGAUAUCAUCAUCGUACUCAAGGCAGGCGGCGUUGCGGAGCAGGGCACGCACCAGGAGCUCAUCGACAGAGAUGGGCUGUACAGCGAGCUUUGGAGUGCGCAGGAGACUAUGUUCACGGAGAAAGAUGACGAGGGGAAGGAGAAGAUGGACAAUGAGAAGGGGGCAAAAUAG
Molecule: messenger RNA, 2121 nt
Organism: Didymella exigua CBS 183.55
Lineage: Eukaryota; Fungi; Ascomycota; Dothideomycetes; Pleosporales; Didymellaceae
Product: iron-sulfur clusters transporter atm1, mitochondrial precursor
Exons: 4
Coding region: 1-2121 (706 amino acids)
Biological process (GO): transmembrane transport; intracellular iron ion homeostasis
Cellular component (GO): mitochondrial inner membrane
Molecular function (GO): ATP hydrolysis activity; ATP binding; ABC-type transporter activity
Source: RefSeq, a predicted model, not a curated record